Messenger RNA from Gaeumannomyces tritici R3-111a-1, 2120 nucleotides. Its product is annotated as high-affinity glucose transporter RGT2. Gene Ontology annotation, biological process: carbohydrate transport; transmembrane transport. Gene Ontology annotation, molecular function: carbohydrate:proton symporter activity. Bases 173 to 1801 code for a protein of 542 amino acids. NCBI's taxonomy places the organism in Eukaryota, Fungi, Ascomycota, Sordariomycetes, Magnaporthales, Magnaporthaceae. The record is from RefSeq and is a predicted model, not a curated record. The transcript is spliced from 2 exons. Gene Ontology annotation, cellular component: membrane.
AGUUGGGUUGUCGGGCCAGAUACAAAUAGCAAGGUUCCCCAGGUCCUUCUGCAUUCCCCCCAACCAUUCCAAACACAUCACAUCCCCAAUCUACUGGGCAGUCAUCUCUUGACCUCAUUGUUCGGGUCAUAUCACAUCAUCCACUACUGUUGUCUCACCUCACGCACACACCAUGGUCCGCGCUGUCGUGAAGCGGCCGGAGAACGAGGCCGGCUCGGCCUGGCCCGCCAUCGCCGUCGGUGCCUUCGUUGCCUUCGGCGGUGUCCUGUUCGGCUAUGACACGGGCACCAUCAGCGGUAUUCUGGCCAUGGACUUCUGGAAGAAGCAGUUCUCCACUGGCUGGGUGGACGCCAAGGGCAACCCCGGCGUCUCUCCUUCCGAGGAGGCCGCCGUCGUGUCGAUCCUCUCUGCCGGCACCUUCUUCGGUGCUCUCCUCUCGCCUCUGUUUGCCGAUACCAUCGGCCGUCGCUGGGCCCUGAUCGCCUCUUCCUGGGUCUUCAACCUGGGUGUCAUCCUCCAGACUGCCGCCACCUCUCUGCCACUCUUCCUUGCCGGCCGCUUCUUCGCCGGUCUCGGCGUCGGUCUGAUUUCUGCCCUCAUCCCCCUGUACCAGUCCGAGACGGCUCCCAAGUGGAUCCGCGGUGCAAUCGUCGGCGCCUACCAGCUGUCCAUCACCAUCGGCCUGCUCCUCGCCGCCGUCGUCAACAACGCGACGCAUCUGCACACCGACACGGGCUCGUACCGCAUCCCCAUCGCCGUGCAGUUCGCCUGGUCCAUCAUCCUCAUCGUCGGCAUGCUUCUCCUGCCCGACACCCCGCGUUUCCUCAUCAAGAAGGGCAAGGUCGAGGAGGCCAAGGCUUCUCUCGGCAAGCUCCGCCGCCUGCCGGCGGACCACCCCGCUGUCGACGACGAGAUCGCCGAGAUCAAGGCCAACCACGACUUCGAGAUGAGCCUCGGCAGCGCCAGCUACCUCGACUGCUUCAGCGGCCCCAUGCUCAAGCGCCAGCUCACCGGCAUGGGUCUCCAGGCUCUGCAGCAGCUGACGGGCGUCAACUUCAUCUUCUACUAUGGCACCAAGUACUUUGAGAACUCGGGUCUCAACCAGCCAUUCGUCAUCUCCAUGAUCACCUCGGUCAUCAACGUCGUCUCGACCCUCCCCGGUCUCUGGGCCGUCGACAGGCUGGGCCGCCGCGCUCUGCUACUUGGUGGUGCCAUCGGCAUGACUGUCAGCCAGUUCCUCGUUGCGAUGCUUGGAACCCUGACCACGGGCCAGGACGCCGAGGGCAAGAUCAUCGUCUUCAACGCGGAUGCCCAGAAGGCCGGCGUCGCCUUUGUCUGCAUCUACAUCUUCUUCUUCGCCUCCACCUGGGGCCCUCUCGCCUGGGUCGUUACGGGCGAGAUCUUCCCGCUCAAGCACCGCGCCAAGGGCCUGUCCAUCACCACCGCCACCAACUGGCUGCUAAACUGGGCCAUCGCCUACUCGACCCCCUACCUGGUCAACUACGGCGCCGGCUACGCCAACCUGCAGUCCAAGAUCUUCUUCGUCUGGUUCGCCUGCUGCUUCCUGUGCAUCGCCUUUGUCUACUUCUUCAUCUACGAGACCAAGGGCCUCUCGCUCGAGGAGGUCGACAUGAUGUACUCGGAGUGCAAUUCGGCCCCCAAGUCGGUCGACUGGGAGCCCACGGGCGACUUCAGGCACCGCGCCGGCGCCGAGUCGGCCGCCCACGAGAAGACUGGCGCCGAGGCCAGCAGCGACCACGGCGCCGACCACGCCGAGACCACCGGCGCCUCCCGGGCCUAAGGGGCUUGUUGACGGCAAUCCCCAUGACAUCCUCGCUGCCUUGUCGAUGACGGGCGGAGGUCUACGAAAUGUUGAUGACGUCUUCUCCUUCUAAUGUAACUAUUUGGCUUUCAUGCUUUUAUCCCUUUGGUCUUUUCUUUUUGUAUUUUGGUUGUGGCGCUUGGCUGCCUAGAUACCAGCGGAUACCGCACUUUUUGCCUUUGGACGUUUUCGGCCCGUUGGGGUGUAGAUGCCAAGGUGUAAUGCAAUAAAGCGGCCUACUAUGGCUAGACAUUUAAAUAAUCUGUAUUCAUGAUGGCUCCAUGUCCUUGCCAGCUGA